UAAUAUCCACAGCUCUCUUCUUCUUCUUCUUCAUCAUCACGCUGUGUGGUCGGCCAGCUUUGAAAUUAAUGCAUAUUGAUUUUUUUGGGGGGCCUGUUCCAUUCGCCCUGUCUGUCUCUCUCUCUGUCUCUCUGUCUGUCUGUCUUUCCUUUUUUUUUUUUGGGAAGCUGAAUACUUUUCUCUCAUCCCAGUCCCUCCCUCCCUCCCUCUCUCCCUCUCUCGUUCAUCCCCUUUUCAGGUUAAGUCAUUUCUCCUUCUUCAUCUCAGAAAACUAUUUCUGUCUUCAAAAUCCGCUUCCGUUUUUCCUCCCUCUUCUGUUCCGUUUAAUUGAACCAGUUAAAAAAGCAUAAUUAGCAUUUAAAUCUCUCUCGUACAGGAACACCCCUCCCCUUACUGCUAACACUCUCUCACACUCUCUCUCGCGCUCCCUCUCUCUCUCUUUCUCUCUCUCUCUCUCUCUCUCUCUCUCACAUGCACACGCUCCCCUCGCUCAGUUUCUCUGUCUCUGUCGCUACGCAACCAAUGCUUUCUCUCUCCCUCUCUCUCUCUCUCUCUCUCUCUCUCUGUGUCUCUCUCUGUGUCUCUCUCUCUCUCGUUCACUCUCACUCACUCCCUCCAUCAGCGCCGGAGAGGUAGGCAUGUGGACUGAUAGCGGUCUCCAGAUGCGUGUGUGUGUGUGUAUAUAUAUAUGUGUGUUAAGAGUGUGUGUGUGUUUCUCUUUAAUUCAUAUGUCAGAUGUUGUUCUGUUGAUAACAGUGUUAGUAGUGUUAUUGGCUCCAGCACUUGAGCUAUUGCCUGGGUCGGGAACUGGAUUUAUAUACACUGGAUCCAUCCACAGGUGUGUGUGUUUAAGUGUGUGUGUGUGUGUGUAUAAGUGUAUGUGUGUGUAGUGAGCUGUUAGAAUGGGUGGUUUGAUUGCACACAGCAUGCACUUAAGUAACAGUACAGUAUAAAACUGUACGUAGUGUUUUGAGGGUGUUUAAUGUUAUGCAUGGCUGUGAAGUAUUUAUACUUAUGAAUUGAUAUAUAUUUAUUAUGUAUAUAUAGUUUUAGUUAGUGUGUGUGUUUGUGUGUGUGUGUGUGUGUGUGGUGGGAUCUCUCUCCACUCUCCAGCCAUAUGAUUAUAGUCCUUCAGUUGAAGUAUCGGGAUUGAGACCCCCCUCACCCUCCCCCUGAAAGGAAAUGAACGGAGGAGCAGGGAGGCAGUGAACAGAGUGAAGCAAUGGAGCGAUGCUCCAUCUCUGGGCCGACCCCUCUCUGGUACCUCCUGCUGGUAGCUGUGGUUACCUGCCCCACCUGCUGCCAGGAAGGGGCGGAGCACAUGCAGUUGUCAGUCACUGCCCAGGCCACGCCCACUCCUCUAUGGGCCGUAGACUGGGGUCCUACGCAACCCCUGGAGGACGAGACGCAUCACCUGCUCUCCAGCCAGGAAACAGAGGGAGCCAAAGCAGCCACACCUGAGGCGUGGCCACACCACUGGAACACGCCCACCAACCAGACCCAGCAGCAACCGCUGUCCAUCGAAGCCAGAGACUCGGGGGAGGAGCCGGAGGAGGAGGCGCAGGAAAAGGAACCAGAAGAAGUGGAUCCUCAGUUCUAUGUGACCGUGACUAUCUCGUCUCUGCUGAUUCUCUCGGUGGUCAUCAUCUCAGCCAAACUCUGUUAUGACCGCUCUCUCUCCCAGCGUCCUCCUCCUCUCUCGCUCGCCAUCCCUCGCUCUCUGGCUCAGGAGGACAGCAGGCAGACACUUCACAGCACCCCCUCCUUCCCCGACAGAGAGAGGAUUCCUGUGGUCAACCUCUGAGGAGCUGACCGCACUGAGCCGUGCCCGCGUGUGCCCGUGUCCCUGUGUGCCCGCCGGGCGUGGAGGGAAUCCUGAGAGGACGAAUGCGUGAACCAACCUGCCGACACGUGAACCUGCACACAGUACUCACUUACAGACAGAAACCUGCAGAUCACCUGCCUGUACAGAUACAGGUGUGUACCUGCGGGAUCCAGACAGACGGACAGGCAAAGGGAUGGAUGGACAGAUGGACGGACGUGGACAUGGAGGGACAGCGGGACUCCUGAAGUUUUACACUCCAGGCUGUACAUCUCUGAUCUUUCACAACGAUUCAAUUCAAUGCUUCAUUGAUUUCACUAUGAUUUCAUUCAAUUAGCGUUUUUUAAAAAUGAUUCAAUGAUUUAUUGAUUCCUCUAUGAUUAAAUUCCAGUCAAUUUAAAUUCUUUAGGUAAAUGAUUCAGUGCUAUUUUCGUAUAAAUCUGAUUUAAUGCACUUCCAAUCAAUAAUGAUUCUGUUGGAACAAAUUUACUUAAUGAUUUCACUAUGAUUCAAAUUGAUUCAGAUUCAUUAAGUCUGGAAUCAAAUCAGCGAGUUCAGUAAAUUCAUAAUUCAUUUUAGGUUGAUUCAUUUACAGUUCUUUAGUAAAUAGUAAACAACUCAAUGCUUUAUUGGUUUCACUAUAAUUUGAUUUAAUUCAGUUCCAAUCAAUUAGAAUUCUGUUGGAACAAAUUUACUCAAUGAAUCACAAUGAUUCAAAUUGAUUCAGAUGCAGUUCUUCUGGAAUCAAAUCAGUGAUGAUUCAUGAUUCAUUUUAGGUUGAUUCUUAGCAAACUAAUCAAUGCUAAAUUUGAUUUAAUCCAAAGGAAGUACGGAAAUGAUUCAGAGCUUCAGUGAUUUAAUUUAAUUAAAUUUAAUUAUAAUACUCUUUUGAUAAAACAGUUUCAGAUUCACAGUGAUUCAAACUGAUUCAGUUACAAUUCUUUAAGAUCCGAUUCAGUGCUUUAGUGAUUUCACCAUGAUUCAAACUGAUUCUUCAAGAAUUUAAUUGGUGCUUCAAUCAUUUCACCAUGAUUUAAUUUAGGUCAAUUGAAAUAUUUAAGAAUUGAUUCAGUGCUUUACUGAUUUCACCAUGAUUCGAUUCAUUCAAUUGAUUCAAUUAAUCUUCUUUAGGAAAUUAUUUGACAUGAGUCUGAUUUCUUCACAAAUUGAUUAUUUUGAUUCAUUUUUUUUUAAGAUAAAUUCUUGUUUUUUAUAUAUUUCUAAACGCUAUUUUGGUUACAAUUGGCAAAAAUUAUUGAAUAUUAGGAGAAUUGAUAAUGGUAAAAUCUUUGAAUUAGUGCAAUUGAAUCACAAUUGAGUCAGGUUCUUUUCUUUUUAAUUAUGAUAGGUUUGCACUGUUACACUUAAAAAGGGGCAAGCAGGGCACAACCAAUCACAAUUAUUGUUUUGGAAUUUCUUUUUAAUAUUUGAGCAAACAAUUAAUAUUUUUAUACAACAAAAAGAUCAGAUGACCACAAUAAAGUUCCUUUAGAAUUAGUUGAAAUAUGAACUGAAUUAAA
Astyanax mexicanus (Mexican tetra) is the source of this 3342-nucleotide messenger RNA. RefSeq names its product PILR alpha associated neural protein (gene pianp). Gene Ontology annotation, biological process: regulation of immune response. The record is from RefSeq and is a predicted model, not a curated record. The transcript has 5 exons. Gene Ontology annotation, cellular component: membrane. Lineage: Eukaryota; Metazoa; Chordata; Actinopteri; Characiformes; Acestrorhamphidae. Bases 1223 to 1804 code for a protein of 193 amino acids.